Cylas formicarius (sweet potato weevil) is the source of this 4230-nucleotide messenger RNA. Its product is annotated as xanthine dehydrogenase-like. The record is from RefSeq and is a predicted model, not a curated record. NCBI's taxonomy places the organism in Eukaryota, Metazoa, Arthropoda, Insecta, Coleoptera, Brentidae. Gene Ontology annotation, molecular function: iron ion binding; 2 iron, 2 sulfur cluster binding; FAD binding.
GACGCGAGGUCAGACAACCACUUUCUGUAUUUCUUUUAAAAACGAUAUGGGCAUGGAUGAAGAGAAUACUCAGCAGCACUUUUGUGAAACGUUAGUGUUUUAUGUUAACGGAAAAAAGAUCGUCGAUGCAAAGAUCGAUCCAGAAUGGACUUUACUAUUUUAUUUGAGGACUAAACUCAGAUUAACUGGAACAAAACUGGGUUGUGGAGAAGGUGGUUGCGGUGCGUGUACCGUGAUGGUGUCCAGAUUUGACAGACGCCUAAACAAAGAAGUUCACAUCCCCGUAAAUGCUUGCUUAGCUCCAGUAUGUUCCCUACACGGCAUGGCAGUCACUACGGUAGAAGGUAUAGGCUCUACUAGAACGAAACUCCAUCCUAUUCAAGAAAGAAUCGCAAAAUCUCACGGAUCGCAGUGUGGUUUUUGCACUCCUGGCAUGGUGAUGUCCAUGUAUGCCCUACUCAGACAAUCGUCCAAACCAAAAAUGAGGGAUAUGGAAGAAGCCCUCCAAGGCAAUCUUUGUAGAUGCACCGGUUAUAGACCGAUUUUGGAUGGUUUUAAAACUUUCACCGCGGAGUGGGAAGCCGAGCGAAACCGUACCUUAGUUAAUGGCUCCAAUGGUGUUUGCGGUUUAGGCGAUAAGUGUUGUAAACUGCAAAUUGACCUAGAGAAUACAAACGACUUAACUACGGAUGACGAUCCAAGUACACUAGUUGACACAAAUGCAUUUGCUCCUUACCAUCCAUCCCAGGAACCAAUUUUUCCUCCCGAGUUAAAGCUGUCGGAUAUAUACGACAGACAAAAUCUUAUCAUCAAAGGCCAAAAUGUAACCUGGUACCGCCCAACGACCUUUCAAGCGUUACUUAAUCUGACACACGAUUAUCCCCGUGCGAAGAUUGUCGUGGGAAACACGGAGAUUGGAGUUGAAACGAAAUUCAAACAAAUGCUUUACCCUGUUCUCAUCCAGCCUGUUCAGAUCGAAGAACUGACGGAGAUUGUGGCUUGUGAAGGCUUCGUAAAGGUGGGUGGGUCAGUCUCUCUAACUAAUCUGGGGGAAUUUCUGGAGAACCAAAUCCAAAUCCAACUGGAAUAGAAGACAAGAUUAUUCCGGGCGGUCAUUGAUAUACUUUUCACGUUUGCUGGGAAGCAGAUUCGUAGUGUCGGGUCAAUUGGUGGCAAUAUUAUGACCGGCAGUCCGAUAUCUGAUUUGAUACCUCUGCUUAUGGUUGCGCGAGUAGAGUUAGAGGUCAGUCACUACGUAACUGGUGAUAGAAUCGUUAUCCUCGACGAUAAAUUCUUUACUGGGUAUAGAAGGAACGUUAUUCUAACCGGCGAAGUAUUGAAAGCCGUCCGAAUACCAUAUAGUCAUGAGAACCAAUAUUUUGAAGUUUACAAACAAUCAAGGAGGCGGGAAGACGACAUUGCGAUCGUCAACGCCGCCAUUCAUGUGACGUUCGAAGCGAAUUCAUCUGUGGUGUCUACAAGUAAUUUAGCAUUUGGCGGGAUGUCGUUUAAGACCGUAACUGCUCCGAAAACCGAGAAAAACUUGACGGGUUUGCAUUGGAAUAAGGAGACGCUGGAUAGAGCAUUGACUUGGUUGUCGGAGGACUUGCCUUUGGAUUCUUCAGCGCCUGGUGGUAUGGUGCAAUAUAGAAAAUCUUUGGCGUUAGGUUUGUUCUUUAAAGCGUUUUUGGCAAUUUCCAAACGGUUAGCUCCCAACGCGUUAGAUACGUGCGAAUUAGGCGACGCAAAAGGUAUUCCUGUUCCGAAGCAAACGAGCUCACAAUAUUUUUCACGUGUGCUUAACGACGGUGAAAAAUACGACACGGUUCACAGACCUGUGGUACAUAUUUCGGGGUACAAGCAAGCAACAGGUGAAGCCGUAUACUGCGACGACAUUCCUACGUUUGAGGACGAGCUGUAUCUUUCGUAUGUAGUAAGCACCAGAUCGUACGCCCGAGUGUUAUCAAUCGAUCCCUUCGAAGCAUUAAAAGUUCUUGGAGUCCGCGGGAUCGUUUCUGCCAAUGAUAUCGAAAAAAAUAUAUACGGACCUUUAGUUCGCGACGAGAAGAUCUUCUAUGACGAUAUUGUCACUAGCCAGGGUCAGAUAAUCUGUGCUGUUGUUGCCAAAGAUCAGUUGACGGCUCGAAAAGCGGCUCGAUUGGUUCGAGUAGAGUACGAGGACUUGGAACCGGUGAUAAUUACCAUAGAAGAUGCCAUAAAAUACCGAACUUUCUUCGAGGGUGAGUACAGGACUAUUAGCAGAGGGAAUGUCGAUAAGCUUUUAGAAGAAGCGCCCCACGUGCUGGAAGGCGAAUGUAGAAUUGGGGGACAGGAGCACUUCUAUCUCGAGACCCAGACAGUCAUUGCAGUGCCCAAGAAAGAAGACGAUGAAAUGUUGUUGUACGUAGCUUCCCAGCAUCCAGCAGGGAUAGUGUCCAGUGUUGCCGAGUUGCUGGGCAUCGAUCAGAAUCAAGUCGUCUGUAAAGUGAAACGGAUAGGGGGUGGUUUCGGUGGAAAAGAAACCAAAGCUCUGAUGGUAACUUUGCCAGUCGUCGUGGCUGCCAAAAAAUUCAAUCGCCCAAUCAGAUUAGCGCUCGACAGAGACGACGAUAUGGCGAUGACGGGAGGCAGACAUCCUUGCCUAAUAAAAUACAAAGUAGCCUUUGACGUUAGGGGAAAGAUAUUAGGGUUCGAAGCGCGAGCAUACUUGAACGGGGGAUACUCCUAUGACUUUUCCUUACCGGUUUGCGAAAAAAUCGUCACAGUACUGCCAAGCGCUUACAACAUUCCCAACCUCAGAAUCAGCGGUGUUGUUUGCAAGACCAAUUUACCGUCAAAUACUGCAUUCAGGGGGUUCGGGAAUCCCCAAGCUGUAUUUGCAGCUGAAACCGUGAUCCAACAUAUCGCCGAUUACUUGAAAAUUGACCGCGUUAGAAUCAGCGAAAUCAAUUUCUAUAAAGAAGGAGACUUGACGCACUACAACCAGAAACUGAUCGAUUGCACUCUAGAAAGGUGUUGGAGUGAAUGUAUGAAAAUGUCGAACUAUCACGAACGGAAAAAGAAUGUUGAGUUUUACAAUAGGCAAAAUCGGUACUAUAAACGAGGCUUAGCGGUGGUACCGACAGUAUUUGGAGUGGGAUUUUCUGACGCUCAAUUUCUUAACCAAGCGGGGGCCCUAGUACACGUCUACAACGACGGUUCGGUACUACUACACCACGGAGGCGUGGAAAUGGGUCAAGGGCUUUACACCAAAAUGAUUCAGAUAGCUAGCAAGGUUCUAAACGUUCCAAUCGAGAAGGUGCACACCAGCACCACGUCAACUCAGGCGGUACCCAACACAUCACCUACGGCAGCGAGUACCGGAUCCGACUUAAACGGUAUGGCCGUCCUGAAUGCGUGUUCUACCAUUAAAGAAAGGCUCGAGCCUUAUAGAAAAGCAGACCCAAACGGUACCUGGGAAUCGUGGGUAAGCAAAGCGUACUUCGAGAGAGUCAGUUUGUCCGCUACUGGUUUCCACGCUAUGCCCAACAUAGGCUACGACUGGGCAAAGGGUGAGGGCAAUAUGUUCAACUAUUUUGUUUAUGGUGUGGCGUGUAGUGAAGUCGAAGUAGACAGCUUGACGGGAGACCACAGAGUAUUGAGGACCGAUAUAGUCAUGGAUUUAGGUCAAAGUUUAAAUCCUGCGAUCGACAUCGGACAAAUUGAAGGAGCGUUUAUGCAAGGCUAUGGACUGUACGUUCUCGAAGAGUUGGUUUAUUCGCCUACCGGGACUAUGUUUACCAAAGGACCAGGGACAUAUAAGAUCCCCGGUUUCGGCGACAUUCCAGCCCAAUUCAACGUGUCCCUGCUAAAGGGCUCUUCCAAUACUCGAGCUGUUUAUUCAUCCAAGGCGGUUGGAGAGCCACCUCUUACGUUAGCAUCGUCAACGUUGUUCGCUAUCAAAGACGCAAUAAAGGCGGCUAGAUCAGAGCACGGAGUGGAUGAGUAUUUCGUUUUGGAUGCCCCAGCAACUGUUGAAAAGAUUCGCAUGGCAUGCAAAGAUAAUAUUACAGAAAAGAUCAAAGAGCCGGAACUGGGGUCAUAUAAACCAUGGAAUAUUGUGGUUUAGUGGAGGAAGAAGAGAACAGUAAUUUUUAAUACACAGAGUAACAUUUUAAAUAAUAACACAUUUAAAAGUAUUAAGAUAUUUGUUAAUUGUAUAUUAAGUUUAUAUGCAAAUAAAUUAAGUUU